Molecule: messenger RNA, 1039 nt
Organism: Medicago truncatula (barrel medic)
Lineage: Eukaryota; Viridiplantae; Streptophyta; Magnoliopsida; Fabales; Fabaceae
Product: inorganic pyrophosphatase 2
Exons: 3
Coding region: 92-895 (267 amino acids)
Molecular function (GO): phosphatase activity
Source: RefSeq, a predicted model, not a curated record
UGAGAGAAACCCAUUUGUCUUCUAUUCCUUGUGAACGUGGGUCAUUGGAAUUUUUCACAUUCUUUUUCUCACCUCUCAAAGAGAAGAAAAAAUGUCUAAUAAUAUUGUGAUAGUUUUCGACUUCGAUAAAACCAUAAUUGAUUGUGAUAGUGAUAAUUGGGUUGUUGAUGAAUUAGGUUUCACCGAUUUGUUCAAUCAACUCCUUCCCACUAUGCCUUUCAAUUCUCUCAUGGACAGAAUGAUGAUGGAGCUUCAUUCAAAUGGAAAAAGUAUCGAAGAUAUUGAAAAAGUUCUUCAAAGGAUACCAAUUAAUCACAGAAUAAUAUCUGCUAUUAAAUCAGCUUAUGCUUUGGGGUGUGAUUUGAGGAUUGUUAGCGAUGCUAAUACGAUUUUCAUUGACACAAUUUUGAAGCAUUUGGGAAUUAGUGAAUGCUUCUCUGAGAUUAACACCAAUCCUGGUUAUGUUAAUCAAGAAGGAAGAUUAAAAGUUAUGCCUUAUCAUGACUUCAACAAAGCUUCUCAUGGUUGCACUCUUUGUCCCCCAAACAUGUGCAAGGGUUUAAUCAUUGAUAGAAUCCAAAAAUCAAUUUCUGAAGUGGAGAAGAAGAGAUUUAUCUACCUUGGUGAUGGUGCUGGGGACUAUUGCCCUAGCUUGAGGCUUAGAGAAAGAGACUUUGUGAUGCCAAGGAAGAAUUUUCCAGUGUGGGAUUUGAUAUGCAAAGAUCCUUCACUUGUUAAGGCUGAAAUUCAUGGUUGGAGUGAUGGAGAAGAAUUGGAACAAGUUUUGAUGAAUUUGAUUAACAAAAUUAUGAUGGAGGAACAUGUUCAAUUCAUUGCAUCUGACUGCAAGCUAGCUACAAACUCUAUUUGUUCCCGUUCACCAGUCAUUGCCUAAAGUUGGGCCUUAAAUUCUUAGUUUUUGUGUUAGAUGUUUCUUUUAUCAGAGUGUUUGUAUUGAAGCAGAGAAUUCUUGCUUUGAAUAUCAAUUUUCGAGGAAAUGCUACAAAUGAUUUUUGAAUGUUCAAGACAAUUUUAACCA